AUGGGGGGCUGGGACGACUACCCACUUCUCGCCGACCCCAACGACGACCCAAAGCCGGAACAGCCGCCUCGCCUCGUCGACAAACAUCUCGCCGCCAACCGCUCCACCAUCCCCCUCUUUGUCGAGGGCUCAGUGUACCGCUCCAUUUGUGACUGUGGCCACGAGACGGUUUCGGACAUGUAUUGGGCAGAAGAGCGCGAGCGUCCGCUUCUGUUCCCGACGCUGUGGUGCGACCGGACAGCCCACCCUGUGUACCGGGCGGCGUCGUCGUGUGUUGCCAACAUCCCUCUGGACAAGCUACUGCGCGACCUUGCCAUGGUGGCGACCAAGAAGCGUGGUGAUGCGUCUGUCAUUCGCCUAGCCACUUCUGCAGACUGGCAGGCUAUGUAG
Molecule: messenger RNA, 390 nt
Organism: Apiotrichum porosum
Lineage: Eukaryota; Fungi; Basidiomycota; Tremellomycetes; Trichosporonales; Trichosporonaceae
Exons: 1
Coding region: 1-390 (129 amino acids)
Source: RefSeq, a predicted model, not a curated record